AUGCAAUAAUUUUAUGAUACAGAUCUAUAAAGUGAACAUCCACCAUCAGAUGUUUUUAGUGAAAAGGAUAUUCCUAAGGAAAAAUUACAUAAACAAAAAAUGCUUUACAAAAAAGAAUUUAUUCACAUCAAAAAGGAAGUCAGAUAAAGAGGUCUUAGCUAUGAAAAACCAGCAUAUUUUGAUAAAGUAAAAAUAGCAAUGAUUUAAAUAACUGAAGAGGAAUAUAAUAAUGGAGAUGAGAAAUUAAUUCUAGAAAAUGCUAACAUAGUGGAAUAACACAUUUUAUCUCCAUAAAAUGAUAGAUGGAUUGAUAAAGCAUUAUAGUCUAUGAAAAAAUAAGAGAUUAGUAUUUUUAUUCAAGAACAUUUAAAGCAUGAUGAAAAUUAAAUGAAAAUUUUGGAUUAUAAAGUGUAUACUAUAAUAAAAAUGAUUGAUUGGUAAAUAAUUGUUGAUCUUUAUUAAGAUUAAACUUAUUUAAAAUAUAUUCAACAAUUAGGCAUAGGAGGAGAUCGUUGUGAAAUGCUUGAUGAAAUAAUUUAUGAAAUAAAGAUCUUUUAAGGAGAUAAUUUAUUAUAUACAGAUUCUUAAGAUGGUCCAUCCCCUAUUAAAUUAUUAAAGUCAAAAGUUGUGUAUUAAAUUUUAAAGACAAUGAAAAAUAAAGAAAAUUCAUUAUGUUAAAUAAAAAAUGAUUCUUAUUUGUAAAAUGAGAAUUAAGAAUUCCUAUAAUCAUUAAAUUAUGAUAAAGAUAUUUAAGUAGAUUGGAAAAUCUAAAUAAAUGUGAAAACCUUAUUUAAAAUUGAAGAUUUAUAUGGUGAUGGAAUUUUAAUAAAAAUUACAAUGUAUAGAAGUAGAAACACAGCAAAACCUGAUAAAGUUUCAUUAAUAGAUUUUGAUAUGUGGAUUUAUUCGAUGUCUACAGAUCCAUAUCCAAAGAAAGAAAAUCUUUUAUAUUCAUCUACAGAUGAGGAUCCAAUCUAUGAUAGAAUUGAAGCAAAAAAACAUAAUGAUGAGGAUGAAGAACCAAGUAAAGGUAGUUUAUCAUUAUAUAUUGAUGAUCUAAAAGUAUCUAAAUUAAUGAGACUAGCUCUAUUAAGAAUGAAAAAGAGGGAAUUAAGUAUAAUUAAAUGUUAUGAAACAACGGAUCUUAUAAAAAAUGGUAUAGAUUAUGAGGGAAUGAAAGGAAUGAUUGAAAAGGAACUCAUUUAUGUGAUAUAUGUUCAUACAUUUAGUGAGGGUAAGAAUAACUUUAGUAUGACAAUUGAUGAAAAGAUAGAAUAAGCUAUAAGGAAAAAAUAAAUAGGAUUGAAAUGGAUUUCAUAAUAAAACUACAGAAAAGCUUUAAAAGUAUUCAAAACAAUUAAUGCCUAUUUUGAUUAUGGGACAUUUACUGAAGAUGAUAAAGAGAAAAUGAGAGAAGUAUCUAAAUUAUAUCUAAUUAGUUUCAAAUAUCAUCAUUACUGAAUUCUUCAUUGUGUAUGAUGAAAUUAAAGGAAUGGAAAGACAUGAGAAUAGUAUGUGAAAAACUAUAUAAAUUAGAUAGCAAAAAUUAGAAAGUUAUUUAUAGAUAUUGUUAUGCUUUGAUGAAUCUUUAUGAAUAUGAAGAAGCAUUAUAAAUAAUUACAGAAGAGAAUGAAGAUUUAAUUAAACUUAAAAAGGAAAUUAAAUAGCUAUAUUCUUAAUAUAAAAAUAAGGAGAAAUAAAUGUAUUAGAAAUGGUUAUCUUGA
Messenger RNA from Paramecium pentaurelia, 1724 nucleotides. Lineage: Eukaryota; Ciliophora; Oligohymenophorea; Peniculida; Parameciidae. The record is from the annotation of a GenBank genome assembly.